Pseudophryne corroboree (corroboree frog) is the source of this 1712-nucleotide messenger RNA. It is a transcript of the gene FNTA, whose product is annotated as farnesyltransferase, CAAX box, subunit alpha. NCBI's taxonomy places the organism in Eukaryota, Metazoa, Chordata, Amphibia, Anura, Myobatrachidae. The transcript is spliced from 9 exons. Gene Ontology annotation, molecular function: CAAX-protein geranylgeranyltransferase activity; protein farnesyltransferase activity. Bases 138 to 1259 code for a protein of 373 amino acids. The record is from RefSeq and is a predicted model, not a curated record. Gene Ontology annotation, cellular component: cytoplasm; protein farnesyltransferase complex; CAAX-protein geranylgeranyltransferase complex. Gene Ontology annotation, biological process: protein geranylgeranylation; protein farnesylation.
UUUAUCACACAGUAAACUUGCGCCUAUACACAGGAGCUGGAAGCGAUGGCAUUGGCCGGUCCCGGGCUCAGGCUGAUAACGCAGCUUCCUCUUCCAGGCUAUCUCUCUGCCACCUUCCUCCCGGUAGCUGGGUGAAGAUGCAGCAGUGUCCGGGAGAGGCAGAUUAUGGGGAGUUCGCUGGGCAGGAGACAGGCGGGGAUGCUGCGGUGCUGGAUCUGGGCUAUGAGGUCCUGGACAUAGAAGGAGCUGGAGACUCCGAAAUUGACUAUGACAGCCUGUCUGAUCGCUACAUUCUCUACCGAGAUCGAAAAGAAUGGGCGGAUGUGAACCCUGUACCUCAAGAUGAUGGACCAAACCCAGUUGUUCAAAUUGUUUAUAGUGAAAAAUUCAGAGAUGUAUAUGAUUAUUUUCGUGCUGUACUUCAGCAAGAUGAGAGGAGUGAAAGAGCUUUUAAACUGACCUCUGAUGCCAUUGAGCUGAAUGCUGCAAACUACACAGUGUGGCAUUACAGGAGAGUUCUAUUGCAGUCACUAAAGAAAGAUCUACGCGAGGAAAUGAAUUAUAUUACUGCAAUCAUUGAGGACCAGCCAAAAAACUAUCAAGUCUGGCACCACAGGAGAGUGCUUGUGGAGUUGCUAAAGGAUCCUUCGGAAGAGCUUGAAUUUAUUGCAGAUAUCUUAAACCAGGAUGCCAAAAACUAUCAUGCAUGGCAACACAGACAGUGGGUUAUUCAGGAGUUCAACUUGUGGGAUGGUGAAUUGCAAUAUGUUGACCUGCUAUUAGCAAGAGACCUCCGAAAUAACUCUGCUUGGAACCAAAGAUACUUUAUUAUUUCUAAUACUUCUGGGUACAGCAAUCCUCAGAUCCUAGAAAGAGAGGUCCAAUAUGCUCUAGAGAUGAUCAAGGUUGCACCACAUAAUGAGAGUGCGUGGAACUACUUAAGGGGAAUAUUACAAGACCGAGGCAUGUCUGAUUACCCAAACCUGUUGGAGCAAAUCCAGAGUUUGCAGCAAACACACAACUCUCCUUUACUCCUGGCCUUUCUAGUGGAUUUGUAUGAUGACAUGUUAGAGAAGAAGUGUGAGAAUCCUGAAGGUAUCCUGAGCCAAGCUUUACAGCUCUGUGAAAUUCUGGCAACGCAGAAAGAUACCAUUAGGAAAGAAUACUGGCAAUAUGUUGGUCGGUCACUAGAGAUGAAAUAUGGAGGAAAACAUUCUGAGAAAGAAGAAUCUAGUCCUGUAGAAAAUAAUGAACAAUGAGAGUCACAUGGUGAUUUUCAUUUAUGUAUUUAACAAGAUUUUUUAUGUAAGUAAAAUAAACAGAAGUGAUUUAAUCCUAUAAAUUCUAACACAUCUCUGCCUACAGCACAUUAUGUUAAAACUUGUUAAGAACCAGAGCAGUAUUGUAACCCAUUAACAUAUGGACUCCAUGUUAGCUACACAAGCUUGCCAUUGUGAUGGUGAUAAUCUGCAGAACUGACCUGAGUUUAGCAGUGCAUUGUGGGUUCAACUUCUAUUUUAAGGAUCUUUCUUACUGUUGCACACAGUUGUAAGCCAAGGCACAUGUCCAUAGUAAUUCGUACCAUGAACUAUGUGACAAACUAGUGCACGUACAUAAAGAGUACUAAAUAUUACGUAUGGCACACUCGUUUGUCAAAAAUAACAACGUUCGAUCGUAGACCUUUUCUUGCAAUAAACUAAAAGCAAAAUAAA